Molecule: messenger RNA, 1800 nt
Organism: Protobothrops mucrosquamatus (brown spotted pit viper)
Lineage: Eukaryota; Metazoa; Chordata; Lepidosauria; Squamata; Viperidae
Gene: MAG
Product: myelin associated glycoprotein
Exons: 8
Coding region: 16-1800 (594 amino acids)
Source: RefSeq, a predicted model, not a curated record
CCGUGGAGCGCCUGGAUGCCCGAACACAUCACUGCCUUUGAAGGCACCUGUGUGGUUAUCCCCUGUCGCUUCAACUACCCGGAAGAGCUACGUCCAGCAACCAUCCAUGGCAUCUGGUACUUCAACAGCCCAUACCCCAAGAAUUAUCCCCCAGUGGUUUAUAAAUCCCGCACCAACAUUGUCCAUGAGAGCUACGCUGGACGCAGUAGACUGCUGGGAGAGCUAAAUUUCCGCAACUGCACCCUGCAGAUCUCCCGUCUCAACCCUGAAUUCACAGGGAAGUAUUACUUUCGGGGAGACCUCGGUGGCUACAAUCAAUAUACCUAUCCAGAGCACUGCAACCUUGAGGUCAUCAACAAGCCCACAAUUGUGAAUCCUCCAGAAGUGGUGGAGGGUUCAGAAGUAGAGCUGCGCUGUGAGGUGCCUGACAAUUGUCCAGACAUGAAACCUGUCAUCACGUGGAUGAACUAUGAGAAUUUGGCUGAACAUUCAGUCUAUGCACAAAUAGAGGAAGAAGGUGGCAUUUGGUCACUCAUCUCCAUCCUUAAGUUCCUACCAGUGCGUGAGAACCACGGCCAUGAGGUGGGCUGCAAAGUCAGCUACCCCAACACCACUUUUGAGUUUGAGGGCUUCUCGACACUGGAUGUCAAAUAUCCACCCCGUAUCCUGCAAGUGAACUCCUCCGUGGAAGUCAUACACGGUUCUCACGUGUUCUUGAUGUGUAUUGUGGACAGCAGCCCCAUAGCCAUGAUUACCUGGCUCCGAGAAGACGAAAUUCUCCACGAGGACUUAGCUGGGAACCUCACGCUCUACCUCGACAAUGUAACACACCUGCAGGACGGCAUCUACACUUGUGUGGCAGAGAACAUUUAUGGCAAAGACAACCACUCCCUUGCCGUGUCUGUGCUGUAUGCUCCGUGGAAACCAGUAGUCAAUGUAUCAGUGGUGGCCAUUGAGGGAGAGCCUGUAACUAUUUUCUGCAGCUCGCAGAGCAGCCCUGAGCCAACGAUCACCAUCUUCAAGGACAAGAAGGCAUUAGCCAUGGGGAUCUACCAAAACCACGUGGAGUUGGAGUUUGAAUCCGUGUCACACGAAGAUGAUGGUGAAUACUGGUGCACAGCAGAGAACCAGUUUGGCCAGAGCAGCACUGCUUUCAAUCUCACCGUUGAAUUUGCUCCACGUAUUCUUCUGGACUCCAAGUGCACUGCCGCUCGGGAUACAGUGAAAUGCAUCUGUGCAGCCAAGGCCAACCCAGAAGCUAUGAUCACCUUUGAGUUGCCCACUCGCAAUGUGACGGUCAAUGAGACUGACCGGGAGUUUGUGUACUCCCAGAAAACAGGCUACAUUGUCACCAGCAUCCUGACUGUUCAGAGGGAGGUGGACUCUCAGCUCUACAUAGUCUGCUCUGCCAGGAAUCUCUACGGCACCAAGAACCAGCAGCUCCAGUUCCAUCACUCCAACAGUCUGAUGUGGGCAAAGGUUGGACCAGUGGGAGCGGUUGUGGCCUUUGCCAUACUCAUAGCUGUGGUCUGCUAUGUCAGCCAGGCCAGAAAAAAAAAAAACAAUGAAAAUCCUGGCUUUGGGCAAACAGAAAACCCUCCUGUUGUGUACAGCGGAGACUACAGGACUCCAGGCAAUCUGGAAAAAUCAGAGUAUGGGCGCUGUGACAAACGGCUGUUGAACAAGCGUGAGGACCUGGGGAUUGAUUAUGCCAACAUAGACUUCACCAAAUUGUCCACCAAGGACAAGUACACCCUGACGGAGGAGUUGGCUGAAUAUGCUGAAAUCCGAGUCAAGUGA